GUCCAUAGAUCAUGCCUUCCCUCCCCCUCUCUCCUAUUUAAUCCAAACUGAGUGACACUCUCCAUACUCAGCUUCGCGCACACACUAGAAAGUGCAGGCCCAUUUGUUUGCUUCACUUCUGCUUCUUCUUCCACCAACAAAGGCCAUGGUCAUGGCUGAAAAACAGAUCUUUGUUUCCAUUGUCUUUGUUUUGCUCUUAGUUGUUUUCUCUAGUGCUAGUCAUCACCACGCAGUGAAUGAAGAAGAAGAAGCAGACAGGAUAUCCUCACUUCCUGGCCAGCCUAAGGUCUCUUUUCAACAAUUCUCUGGCUAUGUUACAGUAAACAAAGCUGUUGGUAGAGCUCUCUUUUACUGGCUCACCGAGGCUGUCCAUGACCCCUUGUCUAAACCCUUGGUUGUUUGGCUCAAUGGAGGUCCUGGUUGCUCUUCUGUGGCGUAUGGUGCUUCUGAGGAGAUAGGCCCAUUUAGAAUCAACAAGACUGCCUCGGGAUUAUACCUCAACAAGUUUUCAUGGAACUCUGUGGCCAACCUCUUGUUCCUGGAAACUCCUGCUGGUGUUGGCUUCUCUUACAGCAACCGGUCCUCUGAUGUGCUUGACACUGGCGAUGUUCGCACUGCCAUGGACUCACUGGAGUUCCUGCUUGGAUGGAUGAAUCGCUUCCCGCGAUUCAAGCACCGGGAAGUGUACCUUACUGGCGAGAGUUAUGCAGGCCAUUAUGUUCCUCAGCUGGCUAGAGAAAUUACAAAGUACAAUAAAAGGUCCAAGCAUCCAAUAAAUCUCAAAGGAUUUAUGGUUGGGAAUGCAGUUACAGACAACUAUUAUGACAACCUUGGAACAGUGACAUACUGGUGGAGCCAUGCAAUGAUCUCUGAUAAAACAUAUCAGCAGCUCGUCAACACUUGUGAUUUUCGAAGGCAGAAGGAGUCAGACGAAUGUGAAUCAUUGUAUAGUUAUGCCAUGGAUCAAGAAUUUGGCAAUAUUGACCAGUACAACAUUUAUUCACCCCCUUGUAACAACUCUGAUGGCAGCACCUCCACUCGUCACACUAUUCGAUUGCCUCACCAUCCCCAUAAGGUUUUCCGACAAAUAUCUGGCUAUGAUCCUUGUACUGAAAAAUAUGCUGAGAUCUAUUACAAUAGGCCGGAUGUGCAGAAAGAACUUCAUGCCAAUGUGACCAACAUUCCAUACAAGUGGACUGCUUGCAGUGAGGUCCUAAAUCGCAACUGGAACGACUCGGAUGUUUCAGUUCUCCCAAUUUACAGAGAAAUGCUUGCUAGUGGAUUGAGGAUUUGGGUAUUCAGUGGCGACGUCGACUCAGUGGUCCCAGUUACAGCUACUAGAUUCUCCCUUGCAAAUCUUAAAUUAGAAACAAAGAUCCCAUGGUAUCCUUGGUAUGUUAAGAAGCAGGUGGGAGGCUGGACAGAGGUAUACGAAGGGCUGACUUUUGCAACAGUGAGAGGGGCUGGCCAUGAAGUGCCACUUUUCAAGCCCAGAGCAGCUCUUCAGCUAUUCAAAUCAUUCUUGAAAGGGGAUCCCCUUCCUAGGUCUUGAAAUAAAACAAAAAAGGAAAGAAAAAUCUCUCCAAUUUAGUAAAACAUAGUUUCUUUCGUGUUGUUAUUGUUGCAAUGUAGACAGAGAUUUUAUUUAACCAUUGAGGAAUUUCAGUAGGAAGAAAGAGUUUGACUGUGUAAGAGCAGGGAGAGGCAGAUGGAAUGGAGAGGGUUUUGCUCUGUGAUUGUGCUUUA
Populus trichocarpa (black cottonwood) is the source of this 1746-nucleotide messenger RNA. Its product is annotated as serine carboxypeptidase-like 25. The transcript has 8 exons. Gene Ontology annotation, biological process: proteolysis. The record is from RefSeq and is a predicted model, not a curated record. NCBI's taxonomy places the organism in Eukaryota, Viridiplantae, Streptophyta, Magnoliopsida, Malpighiales, Salicaceae. Bases 146 to 1552 code for a protein of 468 amino acids. Gene Ontology annotation, molecular function: serine-type carboxypeptidase activity. Gene Ontology annotation, cellular component: vacuole.